Molecule: messenger RNA, 3099 nt
Organism: Lodderomyces theae
Lineage: Eukaryota; Fungi; Ascomycota; Pichiomycetes; Serinales; Debaryomycetaceae
Gene: RIC1
Product: Ric1p
Exons: 1
Coding region: 1-3099 (1032 amino acids)
Biological process (GO): intracellular protein transport; retrograde transport, endosome to Golgi
Cellular component (GO): Golgi membrane; cytosol; Ric1-Rgp1 guanyl-nucleotide exchange factor complex
Source: RefSeq, a predicted model, not a curated record
AUGAUUGAUGGGUGUCCCAAUUUUGCAAUUGGUUUGAAUCUCGAGGGUGAGGUUAUAGAUGUCAUACAACUUCACCAAAUUGUGGCGCUCAUAACAACAACUUCUGUAUACAUCUACCACCUGUAUACUUUAUUACCUUUAGCAAAUCAUACCAGAUCGUCCAGUUCGAUAGAAUCCAAUGGUGUCAACAUCAAGGCAAAGAAAAAGCUAAUACACACUCCGCAUAGCGGCAGACAAUCAAAGCUCAACUUGUUCAUUCAAACCGAUUCUAACUUCAUUGUCAUUUAUCAAAUUAGCAUUGAUUAUUCUCAUCCUAUUUACGAAGUACACAACAGCAACCAUGAAUUGAUACAAGCCGCGGUACCAAUGAAUUAUUCGCUUGGUAAUUUUUCAUUUACAAAGUUUUUACAAUCAGCAACUAAGUCGUUUAUGCAAGGACACGAUGAAGAUGUGUCGCCAAAGUUGGAGAACGUUGAGAGUAUAAAUAACAAUUCCAUUGAUGACGAAUUGGGUGGAUACGACAUUGAACCGGUUAAAUUAUCAGUGUACAAAGUCUUGCAAAUGGGACUGGGUAGUGCUGGUGAACAGCAGUUUUGGCUUCGCCUGAAUUCACACGAGUUGUUUGUUUUCAACUUUGCCAACGAAUCGAAUGAGGAAGUAAAGGGGGACUCUUUUCAAAUUGUUGAUUUGUCGACAUUUGAAACAAAGCUAAUUGACUUGUCCAUAUACAAAUGGUUCAAGCACACGGCAAAGAGGAUUUUUUACAACCAAUUUGAGGAUUAUUUCUUGUUGGUUACAGAAAAUAAUGAAGUAUUGCAUAUAAAGUAUGAAAGUGAAGACUUCCAUGCACACACAGUUGGGCUGGGUGAUUUGGACAAUGUAAAUUUCAGUCCGUCCUCUAGCUUGUUGAUUAGUGAAGAAUCUGAAACUUGGAAGCUUUUCAACCUCAAGGAUAGAAUAUUGGAGAAGUUAAAAACAUUGACCAUUCCACAAGGAAAAAUAUCAUGGGCAAGCUGUGGAGAUUUUUUUACACUAACUGAAGAUUCAGGACAUUGGAAACUUUUAUCUCGUUUUGGCAAGGUAUUAUUCGAUACUCUUCAAACAGUGAAUGAAUUGAAUGGUAAGCACGAUCAAACAGCGGGGUUCUUGAACGCAAAGUUUAUUUUAGUUGGCGAGAACUCAAAUACGGUGUAUGUGUUAUCACAAGUCACCAACAAGCUUUACUCCAUCCCACUCUACAAUAUGGUCAACGACAUUGUCUACAACAAAAACUACAUAACUGUCAUUGAGAAUCACCGAAAUUUCGUACGCUUCCCCAUGUUGCCCAAGUUUAAACGCUUGUUGCUACAACACGAGAGUGUCAGUUCAGUUGGUAAGCCAUCUACCCCACACGGUAAACUAAUACUAUCGAAAAGUAGUUUUGGCCAGUUGUCAAUAUCAUAUGGUGACAAUAUCGCUGUUUCAACUCCAAUCCACUCUGGUGGACAAACCAAUCAUGUACUAUGGUUCAAUUUCAAGAACCAUUUUGCUGAUGCAAUGAACAUUAUUGAUCAGUUUUGGUUUCAAGAUUAUCUCAUAGUCGUAAACAGAAGAGUUCAACACGACUUUGAGGCUGAUGAUGAUGAUAGCACUGAACAUUUUGUUGAUGAGGUGAUUGUAUUUGAUACGUCACGCACCAAAUAUGGAAUGAGUGGAGAAAACAUCGUGCUCAGUAGCGAUGCAUUACUUUGGAGGUACGACUUUAAGUGCACUUUUGUUGUUACACAGCUUAUCCAAGAUAAAGAUGUGUCACAUGUAGUGAUUUUAACUGCUGAUUCUCGACUAGUUGUUCUUGAUUUGGUUACGGACAAGACUGUCAAUUUGGACACCGAAAGCAAGCAUUAUCGAAUAUUCAUCUCGACAAAUAAGACCGUGCAAUUAUCAUCACUCAAACACAAACUUAACUUGCACGAUACUCGACAGAUUAGUAUGAUUGAUAAGCGACAUUUCUUGUUCUUGCUGAAAUCGGGCGAGCUUUAUCUUUUGAAAAAUGUCAGUCGAACUUCUUCCAUCAGUAAACUGCCCACCGAUGUCAUCAAGCCUAGUAACAUGUACGACUUGAUAAAAUUGAAUUCCAGCAUUGAAUUUUUCAAAUUUGUCACUAUACCAUUCCAAUCGCCAGUGCCAUUCAUUUACCUAUUCAAUGGGAAUCAAAUAUUGAUAUACGACGUUGAUGAAAUGGUUGUCAAAGCGCACAAUAAAUUACACAACGCACAUCAAGAAGAUGUAUUUGAGGCUGAAGAAGAAUCGGAGCUCGUACCCAUUGCGAUUGAUGCUGAUGACAUUUUGCCACUAGAGAUUGAAACUGAUUCAAAAACAAUUAAUUUGAUCGGAUUGGAAAGUUCAAACCAAACUUAUCACCACGAUGAUUUCAUAAUCAAGAAUAAGUUAGCUCACAAAUUGAUUCUCAACAAUUUCAUUGAAUUCGAUUUGGUCCAUCGAGGUGACUUAGAGAGUACAUUCAACAAGUACAAGCCAUUUACAAAUUUCCAAUUUUGUUUGGAGUUGUUGUUAUUCAAACUCUUGGUUGAAGAAGAACCACAAGUAGAGUCACAAUCAAUAUUAACUUUGAAGCGACUUUUCCAGUUGAUUGAAUUUACGGAAAGCCCCGAGUCCAUUUACAUAAAUUGUUUGAGAAAGAUUGAAGUUGCGUAUUGGGGGAAAUUUUUCGACGUGUUGAAUACUACACCUGUGAAGUUUAUGGACAGAUUGAUUAAAUUGGACAACGUUGAGUUAUGCUAUCAUUACCUCAUUGUGUACUUGAAUUACAAAAGAGAAGGUGAGCCGGGUGAUGACAAUGACAAUGACAAUGACAGUGACAGUGACAGUGACAGUGAAAAUGACAAUGACGUUAAAAAAACCACGACGUCUACUUUGAUUGCAAAUGUUAAUGGUAGCUCUGAUCAAUUGAAUGAUGAUGAUAAACAGAUUAUUGUUCAAAUUAUCAAAAUGUUAGCAGAGAGUGAGAAAUGGGAUUGGUGUUUUGAGCUAUGCAGAUUCAUCAAGAUCUUAGAACCAUCUGGUCUGUUUUUAAAAGAAAUCAAGGCUCAAGUUGGAUAA